Molecule: messenger RNA, 756 nt
Organism: Vicugna pacos (alpaca)
Lineage: Eukaryota; Metazoa; Chordata; Mammalia; Artiodactyla; Camelidae
Source: RefSeq, a predicted model, not a curated record
AUGGUCAGUGGAGUCCCUCCCCUGGUGGCACGUCAUGAGCGUGGGGUGGCGCUUUCCGGACUUGAUGUGGCCGUGUGCUUGCCUUUCAGGCGGGCCCACACCCUGACGGUGCUUUUCAUCCUCACCUGUGUGCUGGGCUAUGUGACUCUGCUGGAGGAGACGCCGCGGGACACGGCCUACAACACCAAGAGAGGUAUUGUGGCCAGUAUUUUGGUUUUCUUAUGUUUUGGAGUCACACAAGCUAAAGACGGGCCAUUUUCCAGACCUCAUCCAGCUUAUUGGAGGUUCUGGCUCUGCGUUAGUGUGGUCUACGAGCUGUUCCUCAUCUUUAUACUCUUCCAGACUGUCCAGGACGGCCGCCAGUUUCUGAAGUAUGUUGACCCCAGGCUGGGGGUCCCACUGCCAGAGAGGGACUAUGGGGGCAACUGCCUCAUCUAUGACCCAGACAAUAAGACCGACCCCUUCCACAAUGUCUGGGACAAGCUGGACGGCUUUGUGCCUGCACACUUUAUUGGCUGGUACCUGAAGACCCUGAUGAUCCGGGACUGGUGGAUGUGCACGAUCGUGAGCGUGGUGUUUGAGUUCCUGGAAUACAGCCUGGAGCACCAGCUGCCCAACUUCAGCGAGUGCUGGUGGGACCAUGUAGGUGCCGGCUGCCCGCCUGCCCACUGAGCCCCGUGUCCCUGACCCGGGCCCGCCACACCAUCGCUGGGGGAGGCACAUGGCGCAGGCUCCCCGUGGACCGGGCCGGACGGA